UUGAAGAUGAGAAGAUGGGAGGGGAUGUUGCUGAGCUCGCUAAGAUACAGUAUAAAUGAAAACAGUCAUAGCGUGAAAUAAAUAAAAGAACUUAUUUGACAACCUGAGCAGCAAAUUUUCAUCUGGAAGGGAAACACCUGUGUACGGUAAGUAGUUAAGACCUGUUUUACUUCACAAUGAGUCUGUGUUUGUCAAGGCAGAGUUAUUAGACUCUUUGUAACUCCCUGCUGUGGGUUUCAAUUCAUAGUUGAUUAGACUGAUGACAGUAAAAGCUCUUUUUUUAUUACAGUGACGAUAAUCGUGCAUCAAAUAAUGCAGCUAAUUUAACCAUUCAUAUUGUAAUGAGGCUAUAAUGUUACUGGGAGAUUCAAAACCUGUAACCUUCUGUUUGAGAUUAAUGUUCUAUUUAGAGCAUUUAGAGCAAACAUUACAAACACUGAAACAUUGAAACAAACAUAACAGAAAAUUGUUGUAUACAAAAAUGCUCCCAUACAUGUUGUAUCACAAACCAGGAUGAACCAAUGAUUAGUUUGAGAUCAUUUUAACAAUGUAAAUUAAUUUAAGUACAAUAAAAAAAUAUUUACAGACCCAGACCCACAGCAGUAGCAGCACAGAGCUACAGUGCGUGCUAAGGUUAUGGGCCUGUGACCAUUACUGCUGCGUCUAAAGGAACUUGUUUAUGCUAAUAAACAGACGUCUGUACUGGAAUUGUGACGAGGUACUGAUGGGCCAGCUCUCCUCCAAACGGGACAUCCCUCGCAUUCGCUUCUCCGCCAAUGAGGAGGGACAAAACAGAUACUGCUCACAACAUUUUGACACUAACAGCCAACAGCAAGAUGGAAACCUCCAAAUUCCUCCAAUCAUUGUUGUCUCGGAUGCAGAUUCGAGUACGUCGGAGCAUCAGGGCUCGAGGACGGAGCUGCGGCGAUCGUCCAUCUACAGCCCCUUGGACCUGGUGCCACAGCUGGAACAUUACGACGGCACGCAGCCUCACUCAAAGAGCAGGCCGUCCUUGGAGGCUCUGCGCAGGUCAUUUGAGGAAGCAGAGCCAGGUAUUGAGGUUCCCGACUCCACCACAGACUCAAGACUUAGCGUUCUGUCCACCACCGACAGCGGAAAUGAAGAGCCACCAGCUGCAAAGGCGAAAGCUCCCGUCCGGUUUGGCUGGGUGACUGGAGUCAUGAUUCGUUGCAUGCUGAAUAUUUGGGGUGUCAUCUUGUUUCUCCGCCUGUCGUGGAUUAUUUCACAAGCAGGCAUCUGUGAGUCCCACCCUGACACUACGACCAAAGACUUUUAUUCAGUCACCUCUACCUCGUUAAUACCUUCUCCAGUGUCCCAGGUGUUCACAUUUCCUUUCCUCACAGUGUUGACCUGCCUUAUUAUCCUGAUGUCUGUGACGGUCACCUCAGUAACUGCCCUCUCCAUCUCAGCCAUUGCCACCAAUGGGAGGGUUUUCUCAGGUGGAGCCUACUUCAUGAUCUCUCGGUCUCUGGGUCCUGAAAUCGGUGGACCCAUUGGUAUGGUCUUUUCUUUUGCCAACGCUCUGGCUUGUGCACUGAACACAGUCGGCUUUGCUGAGGUAGUCCGUGAUCUAAUGCUGGAGUUUGGUGUUGUCAUGGUGGACAGCAUCAACGACGUGCGCAUUGUGGGUGUGAUCACGGUGACUGUCCUUUUACUCAUUUCACUAGCUGGAAUGGAGUGGGAGUCCAAGACCCAGAUCUUAUUUUUCUUAGUUCUCAUGAUCUCCUUUACCAACUACCUGGUGGGCACGUUUAUCCCUCAUGGACCGGAGAAGCAGGCUCAGGGCAUCUUUGGAUACCGCAGUGAGAUCUUCAUUGCAAACCUGAAACCUGACUGGCGAGGACCUGAGGGCAGCUUCUUCCACAUGUUUGCCAUUUUCUUCCCCUCCGCUAUUGGCAUUCUGUCUGGAGCCAACAUCUCUGGAGACCUUAAAGACCCUGCUACUGCUAUACCCAAAGGAACGCUCAUGGCCAUUUUCUGGACUACAAUCAGUUAUUUAGUGAUUUCUGUAACUAUUGGUUCAUGUGUCGUACGGGACGCCACUGGAAAUGUGACUGAUAUUCUGACUGGCAACCUCACUGAAGCCUGCACGGAUCUGGGGUGUAACCUGGGCUGGAACUUCACAGAGUGCAUCCAGACAAAAUGUGAAUAUGGUCUGGCCAACAAUUUAAAGGUAUUGGGCCAAAGUUCAGGUUUCUACCAUCUCAUCACUGCUGGAGUGUUCGCAGCUAGUUUAUCAUCUGCUCUUGGAUUCCUCGUCUCUGCUCCUAAAGUCUUUCAGUGUCUGUGCAGAGACAAGAUAUACCCAUAUAUUGGAGUCUUUGCAAAGGGUUAUGGGAAAAAUGAUGAACCACUUCGUGCCUAUUUCCUUUGCUAUGUGAUUGCUGUUGCCUUCAUUCUCAUCGGUGAGCUAAACACCAUUGCAGCCUUGAUCUCCAACUUCUUCUUGUGCUCCUACUGUCUGAUCAACUUCAGUUGCUUUCAUGCUUCAAUCACCAACUCCCCUGGUUGGAGGCCUUCAUUUCACUACUACAGUAAGUGGACGGCUUUGUUUGGGGCAGUCAUCUGUGUGGUUCUGAUGUUUCUGCUGUCCUGGAGGUUCGCUCUCGUCACCUUCAGCAUUAUCUUCUUCCUUUUUGGAUAUGUUAACUACAACAAGCCAAAGGUAAACUGGGGGUCAUCAGUUCAGGCAGGAACGUACAACAUGGCUCUGUCAUACACAUGCUCUCUGUCCGGUGUCGAGGAUCAUGUGAAAAAUUUUAGGCCCCAAUGCCUCGUCCUCACUGGGCCCCCAAACCAGCGACCUGCACUGGUGGACUUCGUUGGCUCCUUCACCAAACACGUCAGCCUCAUGAUCUGUGGAGACAUAAUCAUGGAUCAGGAGAGGCAGACUAGGCCACAGGAUGCUACCGACUGGGUGGUGAAGUGGAUGACCAAGAGGAAGGUGCGCUCGUUUUACACGCCCUUCUUUGCAGACAGCCUCAGAGUUGGAGCGCGACACUUGCUUCAGGCUUCUGGUCUUGGCAAACUGAAGCCUAACACACUGGUCCUGGGCUUUAAGUCAAACUGGAGGGAAAGUUCACCAGAAAGCAUUGAGAGCUAUAUCAACACUAUAUAUGAUACCUUUGACUCCAACUACUGUUUAUGUAUCUUGAGGAUGAUGGAUGGAUUGGACAUCUUUGAUCAGUUUGAUUUUGAAGUAAACCAGGGUUUUGAGUCUGAUGAAUCAGUUGAAAAUAAUGACCAACCAUCUCCUGAACGAGUGUCAGCUGACAUCUCUAAUAUAAGCGACAGUGAUGAGAUCAAGACGGUGUUUCAAAAUGACCAGGGGAAGAAGACCAUUGACGUGUACUGGAUAGCUGAUGAUGGAGGCCUGACUCUGCUGGUGCCCUACCUGCUCACCAGGAAGAAGCGCUGGCACAGCUGUAAAGUCAGAGUCUUUAUUGUGGGAGAUGAGCAAAACAUGGAGGAAGGUCGCAACGAGAUGAUCGCUCUGCUGAAGAGGUUCCGUCUGGAUUUUAAUGAUGUUAUUGUCAUGGUGGACAGUGAGAAACGUCCACACUCCAAAAACCUAAACAGGUUUGUGGAAAGUGUUGCCCCCUUUAUGCUGAGUGAUGAAAACCAGGACUGUGCCUCUGCCCCAUGGCAGAUAUCAAACAAGCAGUUUGAAUCCUUCAGACUUAAGACUGAGAGAAAAGUGAGGCUGAAUGAAGUAAUCCGGAGGAAUUCACAACACGCUGCUCUUGUACUUGUGAGCCUUCCUGUGCCUCAGACUGACUGCCCCAGUUCACUGUACAUGGCCUGGUUGGACACACUGACCUGUGGGCUCCACUGCCCUGCAGUCCUCAUCCGAGGGAACCAGCAGAACGUUCUCACCUUCUACUGCCAGUGAAUCUGCUUUCAGGAGCACAGAUGCAUCAUAUACGGGACAGUUUAAAUAAUGCUGGAAAUCCAAGUAAAAACUAUUCACUAAAUGAAGGUGGAGUGUGAAUGUUAGCUGAAUGUUUAGCUGUGUUAACAUGAUUCAUAGUGCAUUUGUGUUACCAUUACCAUUACAGCUUCUCUGCUCAUUUACUGUAAUUAAAACAGCCACAUUUUCUUUGUAUAUACAUGUAUUAGAAUUUGAAUGGUUUUUAUCAAUAAAAGUUAAUAUUUGUGAAUUUAUAUAUAAUGUACUUAAUAAUUUACUGGCAAAAACACCCUUCCUAAGACUACAUAAUCAUCCAUGUUCAUAACUGGAUUUUAUGUCUCGGGUGGAAUUCAGACAGAAGGUUUCAAUCUUUUCUGGACU
Messenger RNA from Betta splendens (Siamese fighting fish), 4312 nucleotides. RefSeq names its product solute carrier family 12 member 3-like. The transcript has 26 exons. Gene Ontology annotation, biological process: potassium ion import across plasma membrane; potassium ion homeostasis; sodium ion homeostasis. The record is from RefSeq and is a predicted model, not a curated record. Lineage: Eukaryota; Metazoa; Chordata; Actinopteri; Anabantiformes; Osphronemidae. The coding region runs from base 680 to 3913 and encodes 1077 amino acids. Gene Ontology annotation, cellular component: membrane. Gene Ontology annotation, molecular function: sodium:potassium:chloride symporter activity.